This is a messenger RNA of Erigeron canadensis, 982 nucleotides long. Its product is annotated as binding partner of ACD11 1. Gene Ontology annotation, molecular function: RNA binding. The transcript has 6 exons. The record is from RefSeq and is a predicted model, not a curated record. Bases 1 to 858 code for a protein of 285 amino acids. Lineage: Eukaryota; Viridiplantae; Streptophyta; Magnoliopsida; Asterales; Asteraceae.
AUGGCGGAACUAGAAUCAGAAGUGACCCGUGUGUGUAGAUCGAACAUCAGCUCAAAACAAACUCUCUUCUAUCCAUCGCCAAAUUUCGAUCCCUUCAGCUCAGAUUUGGAUCAUAUUAUACCCAUGGCUUUAGAACAUGUAGUGGAAGUUACCAGCUUGUCCCCCAGGACUACGGAGCAGGAUGUUCAUGAUUUUUUUGCAUUUUGUGGAACGAUCGAACAUGUGGACGUCAUCAGAGCCGGUGAAGACGCAUGUACAGCUUAUGUAACAUUUAAGGAUGCUUAUUCUCUAGAAACAGCAGUCUUGCUUAGUGGAGCAACUCUUUUGGACCAGACUAUAUGCAUAACACGAUGGGGAGAUGUGUCAGAAGAGCCCGGGUAUUGGAACAGAGCUGCAUGGACUCAUGAAGAUGGAUAUAGUUCAUAUGCUUCACACCAAGAAAACCAAUAUGCCUUUUCGGCUGGAGAAGCAGUGACUGUGGCUCAAGAUGUGGUCAAAACAAUGUUAGCCAAAGGAUACAUUCUGGGCAAAGACGCCUUGGGCAAAGCUAAAGCGUUUGAUGAAUCUAAUCAAGUAUCAGCCAGUGCAGCUGCCAAGGUUGCUGAAUUGAGUGAAAGAAUUGGGCUCACUGAUAAGUUUUGUGCUGGAGUUGAAGCUGUUAGAUCCGUAGACCGGAGUUACCAUAUUUCUGACACUACCAAAACAAUUAUGUCUGCUACUGGGAGAUCAGCUGCAGCUGCUGCUACAACUGUCGUAAACAGUAGUUAUUUCUCUAAAGGUGCUCUUUGGAUGUCUGAUGCAUUGAGUCGAGCUGCAAAAGCUGCUGCUGAUUUGGGUAAUAAUGGUAUUAGUAAGUAAAGUUUUAGAUGCGUGAAAGUGAGAGGUUAAUCCAAGUUUAUGUGAAAAAUAAAUAAAGAAAAGCAUAUGAAAACACUAUUUUUAAACUCCUUAUAUUUGAUAUAAAAGUUACGUGUUGAUAUCA